Molecule: messenger RNA, 684 nt
Organism: Rhizoctonia solani
Lineage: Eukaryota; Fungi; Basidiomycota; Agaricomycetes; Cantharellales; Ceratobasidiaceae
Product: Retrovirus-related Pol polyprotein from transposon TNT 1-94
Exons: 3
Coding region: 1-684 (227 amino acids)
Source: RefSeq, a predicted model, not a curated record
AUGCGCAUUAACCCUAGCGCAACUACAAAUGCACUACAACAACUCAAUGCACUUAUGUCCAGAACCAACAACGCAGGAGUCCAAACCCGCAGUUGGAAUCCUAACGUUGCUCCCAUCAAACUCAACAACGUGCAAGGAGGGAUUACCCUCAAGAUCCAGCACCCUCCCAUGUCUGAGUUCUCUGAUGUCCCUAUCAUGCCCAGCAACCCCAAUAGCUCCAACAACACUGUACCUAGCACAUACAACCUCUUUGACAGUUCCCCCACCGUACUACCCACCAAUACCGGCACCCCAGACCUUACCUACUCAAUGAUCACCCCAACAACACCCAAACCAACCAUUGACAAACUUUGCAAACAAUUCAAACAGCUAUACCUCAAUGAACCAUUGAUCCCCAAACAGCCAAACCCCACCUUGGCGUUGUCCGGAGAUAUGGAACCAACGUGGACGUUCAUCAACAAUGAACUGCCAAUGCCAACAACCAACAGUCCUACCGUUGCGGAGGUGCUAUCCAGGCCAAACGCAGAGGAAUGGUGGAAGGCAAUGGCCAAGGAGGUCAGCACCCUUGAACAAAUGGGAAUGUACAAACUAACAGACUUACCACCCAAACGCAAGGCAAUGGGGAACAAAUGGGUCCUUGUACUCAAGCACAACAAGAACGGCACUGUUAAGAGUUGUAGCUAG